Molecule: messenger RNA, 4704 nt
Organism: Artibeus jamaicensis (Jamaican fruit-eating bat)
Lineage: Eukaryota; Metazoa; Chordata; Mammalia; Chiroptera; Phyllostomidae
Gene: SGPP2
Product: sphingosine-1-phosphate phosphatase 2
Exons: 5
Coding region: 204-1403 (399 amino acids)
Biological process (GO): phospholipid dephosphorylation; sphingosine metabolic process
Cellular component (GO): endoplasmic reticulum membrane
Molecular function (GO): sphingosine-1-phosphate phosphatase activity
Source: RefSeq, a predicted model, not a curated record
GGGCGGAGGCGCACACCUGGGCUACCCCGCGCGGGGGCGGGGGCGGGCGUUAGGACCGAGGCGGCGCACCUGUUGGCGGGCUCUCCGGGCCCCGCCCGCCCUCCUCCCCGGGUGCUGGGCGGGCUGGCGCGACGGCGAGGGACAGCGGGAGCAGAGGGCCGGGGCCGUGGCAGUGGCAGCGGCAGCGGCGACCCGGGCGCACCAUGGCCGAGCUGCUGCGGAGCCUGCAGGAUUCCCAGCUCGUCGCCCGCUUCCAGCGCAGCUGCGGGCUCUUUCCGGGGCCGGACGAAGCCCCCCCAGAGAAGUGUGCGAGCCUCGCGGAGGGCGUGGCGCGGGCUCCUGGGGUCGGUCACCACCUCGCGGCUGACGACAAGGGCGGCGGGGGACCGGCCAAUGGGCUGCGCAGAGACCUGGCCCCGCAGGCUUAUGUACAGAAGUACGUCGUGAAGAACUAUUUCUACUAUUACCUGUUCAGAUUUUCAGCUGCUUUGGGUCAGGAAGUGUUCUACAUCACGUUUCUCCCGUUCACUUACUGGAAUAUUGACCCUUAUUUAUCCAGAAGACUGAUCAUCAUAUGGGUGCUGGUGAUGUAUAUUGGCCAGGUGGCCAAGGAUAUCUUGAAAUGGCCCCGCCCCUUUUCCCCUCCCGUCGUGAAACUGGAGAAGAGAAUGAUCGUGGAGUUUGGAAUGCCCUCUACCCAUGCCAUGGCGGCCACUGCCAUUUCCUUCACCCUCCUCAUCUCUACCAUGGAAAGGUACAAGUACCCUUUCGGCCUGGGACUGAUGAUGGCUGUGGUGUUCUCCACGCUGGUGUGCCUCAGCAGGCUGUACACCGGGAUGCACACGGUCCUGGACGUACUGGGUGGCGUGCUCAUCACCGCGGUCCUCAUCAUCCUCACCUACCCUUCCUGGACCCUCAUCGACAGCCUGGACUCCGCCAGCCCCCUCUUCCCCGUGUGUGUCAUAGUGGUGCCCUUCUUCUUGUGCUACAAUUACCCCGUGUCAGAUUACUACAGCCCGACCAGGGCGGACACCACCACCAUCCUGGCCGCCGGGGCCGGGGUGAUCAUAGGAUUCUGGAUCAACCGCUUUUUCCAGCUCGAGUCUGAGCCUGUGGCCUUGCAGCCUGUUAUCCAGCACAUCCCCCCGCUCACCACCGACAUGCUGGUUUUGAGUCUGACCAAAUUUGCUGUGGGAAUCGUGUUGGUCCUCCUGGUUCGCCUGCUGGUGCAAAAGCUCUCGCUGCAGGUGUUGUACUCCUGGUUCAAGGUGGUCGCCAGGAACAAGGAGGCCAGACAGAGACUGGAGAUCGAAGUGCCUUACAAGUUCGUCACCUACACGUCCGUUGGCAUCUGUGCGACCACCGUGGUGCCCAUGCUGCACAGGUUCCUGGGAUUGCUCUGAGGCCGUUGGAAGCGAGCCCACUGGACAAGAGCCAAGGUGUAGGGAAGUUGUCGGGUGGGCAAGUCUUGACAACACAUUUUAUUUUGAAGAAAUUCUUUAAGUCACAUGUGUGUUUUGCUGAUAGCCGUGAUAAAUGCUGUUACUGUAUGGAGGGGGGGGGUGUUGAAUUGUCUCAGAGGAGCAUCGGUCUGGAAGGGUCAUGCCACAUGGGAAGCCAGGCUGAAACCCACAGUCAAGUUCUUGAAGGGUCCCCACCCUCCCUGUGUGUCAGCUCAGAUGCUAGACCAAGUCAUGGGCCAGUGGGAAUAGUGGCCACAGCUGUGCCCGGCUCUGGAGAGGUGGGCAGGACCUGGGAGGCUGGGGGUCAGGCCUUUCUUUUCGGUGAUGGCCUUGCCCAGCGCUGAGUCUCCUUUCCCGAAUUGGAACUUAGGUCCAGGAGAAAGGGUGGCACCCUGUAAAACCGCAUUCCUUACAGUGACUCUCUUGCCAUUAUCAUCAAAUUAGCCUGCAGCGUCCCAGUCUCUGCAGGUGCGAAUAUUGAAACAGGGGUCUGUCCUUCCUGGUUUGUGCAUUUGGGGGGAUUCCAGGCACCAUCACUAUGCUCUUCUGAUCCAGGGACCUCCCCCCACCCCCGUUGCUCCUGCUGCACCAGGGGUGGGGGAGUGGGGAGGGUAAGCCUUCCUCAACAGCAGGUGGUGCACCUGGGCUUCUCUCAGUGCCCUGCUCGCUCCCGCUUCAGAGUGACUUGGGAUAAGCCCUCUCUCUGCCCAUCCUCAGCUUCUCUCGCUUCCUUACAAACUGUCGUCUGCAUGUAAAAGUGGGUCGAGAGAGGAACGGAGAACGUGGUUCUCUGUGAAGCCUGACCCAGACAGAUGCCACCUCACGGGCGCGGCCCGACCUGACCGUGUUCCUCCGUUUGUCCGCUGCUUUCUGUCCGUCUGUUUCUCUCCACCAAACAGGGCUCCCCACCCCCCGUCUGUCUGCCCUCCAUCUCUUGGCAAUUUUCAGGGUAAUUAAUGCAAGAGUAAUGUCAGCCGCUUUUGGGAAAACAAGCCAACCAAACACAACAGCCUUUGCACGGAGGGUGUGUCCUUGGGACAGGUAGGCAGGUGACCCACACCAGAGGCUGCUCUCGCAGGCCUGCUUUCCGGUUACUAAGAGUAAGGAACAAGUAGCAACAAUUUCCUCAGAAGUUAGUAUAAAAACGUAGUUAACAAAGUACCUUUUGUGGUCCAGCGCUGGGGCCACCGCCGUGGCAAUUUAUAACCCUCACAGGUCACAGCCAUGCACUCGCGGGGGGAACCGCGCCUGCCUGGGAAGCGAGGCUCCUACCUCUGCGUCCAGCGUGAAAGCAGACACCCCCGGACCCCAGUCCUGCUCUCCGACGUGUCCCCUGGCCGCACGGCUGGAAUGGUUGUCUGUGUUUGACUUAGUGCUCCAGUUUCUUGGGAAUAAUUUUUAGUAAAACAUCCUAGUCUUCCUUCAAAUUCUUCUCACAUUUUUCAGUUAGAAGGCAGGAGUGAAAAUGGGCUGCCAUUCGACUAUUUUUACAUCACACUGACUAGUGUUUGUGGCGCCAUGUGUCUGGGGGGCUGAUCCUUGGGGCGAGCCCAGCGGACGGGCGCUGCUGCCCUGCGCCCCCGCCCCCAGUGCAGUGGGUGGGGCAGUUCCCUACCUCUGUUCCCCCUGCCACGCCGCUGGGUAUGCAAAAUCAUUUCAGUUGAUUGUUCCGAAGCCACCGACACAAGGAUUAGCCUUUGCCACCUGUAUCAUUUGUCAUCCAAGCAGUGGUGCUGGCCAUCCAUUCUUGUCCUCCCAACAGUAGGAAGGCCAGUCCACAUGGCACACUACAGAACGGGCCAAGGACUGUCACCGCUGGCCACCUCUUCAAGUAUCACAGCAACUGGAGACGAAAGAGUGUGCAUUGAUGAGGCCAAGCUCAGUCUCUGUGCUCGGGCUUCAUCAGCCGUCUGUCUCCAUCCACUUCUCACACUGAUCGCCUAGCACCCUCUCAGCCUUUCCCGUCCACACGGCCCCUCCGAGUUUGGUUUGGUCCACUGUGAGGACACUUUGAUUUUCUCUCUGGGGAAAGACUGCCCCCUGCUGGUCUACCCUCAGUCUUGCUCCAAAACCUCUCUCUUGAUCUGUCAAGAACUUCAAAAAUGAUUUUUAAAAAAAUUAUGGGUACUUAAAAAAAAUCAAUAGCAUAAAGAAAUUUGAAAAAUGCGACUACCAUCAAAAUUUAAAAAAAUGAACUCAAAAGGCAAGUUCACCAUGAUGUAUCCAAAGAUCCAGCCUGUAGCCAACCCUGCCCCUGGAACCCAUAACACCAAAGCCCUUGGGUUCAUGGGCCCCUCCAGGAGCCAGGUGGGGACCAGAUGCCUUUCUCCUCCCUGCCCCCAUCAGGCUCCCCACCCCCCACUGCUCUGGCCCAGGGCAUCCCUUUCUGUAACCAUCCCUCCAGGUAGUGCUCAUUUUGUGCCAAUGUUGCUCAGACCUGCACCUAACAGAAUAUGCAGAAGGGACACCGCGGCACGCCUGCGGGGCACACUGGGCGUGGGGUCUUCUUGCUCAGACAGGCAGCCGAGACUUCCCGAGCGUCAUUAAAGCAGGUGGUGUCUCAGGGCCAUAUGCUCUGGUUUCUAUUUUGGAAGCUUUCAGCUGUCUUGCUUAUGCACUGUUAUGUAAAUUUGUUCUUUUAAAAAUAAAGUCAUUUUUGUUUGAUUUUUGCCUUAUUAAGUGCUCUGAAAGCCAGUUUCUGCUUCCUUGGAUUUUUUCCCCCUAGACUUUUUUUUCUCAGGGUUUACUGGGCCUGAGUUCGAAAGAGGGGACAGCAACAUAAAGCUAUGUCCUUCUCUGUCGCUGUCAUAAGUCAAUCACAUGCGAAUGUCGGUGAGUGCCGCAGUGGUCACAGGUGCGAUUAGCAGGAGGUAAGGGUGUGUCUGCAUGCUUCAACACCCUCUAACUCCUUGGUGCUACGGAGCAUCCUUUUAUGGUGAUCAUAGGUAAAUGUCACUAUGUGGCGACAGGUGAACUUUAUAGGUGUUGCUCGUUAAGGUCAUGAAAGGUAUACUGUUUGCUGAACCAAAUGGACGCGACCCUACUUCACAUCAUUACGACGAUAUGCUCUGCCCUCCAGCAUCACAAACUUGCUAUUGGAAAUGGUAUGGAAAGCUGACACUUAUUUACAAGGCCAAGGACAGAGUCCUGUUUGUACUUUGAACGGUGCGUAUUUCAUACUGAGUAGGAACCUUGGGCGUAGGCAGAUGAGACCCCCACCCGCCCUGUGGCUUCCACUCGG